Molecule: messenger RNA, 1452 nt
Organism: Acytostelium subglobosum LB1
Lineage: Eukaryota; Evosea; Eumycetozoa; Acytosteliales; Acytosteliaceae
Exons: 5
Coding region: 1-1452 (483 amino acids)
Biological process (GO): transmembrane transport
Cellular component (GO): lysosomal membrane
Molecular function (GO): transmembrane transporter activity
Source: RefSeq, a predicted model, not a curated record
AUGGAUUAUGUAGAAUCAGAGGUACUCCUCAGUUCUAAUAGUAGGUCCGACGUUUCAAAGUAUGACUAUCAGGUGGUUGGUCGCAAGACACCAAGGCGAUUCUGGUUUGGUCUGGUCAUCAUUCUUCUCACAAAUAUAUCAUUGUCUAUCGUCUCUUUAACUAUAUGGCCCUAUCUAUCAUUGAAUGUAGAAAGUAUAUAUAUAUUAGCAAUAUCAAUAUCAGUAUUCCAUGGUGGAGCAUCACUAGGCAAGAAACUAUUCACUAUGGUUGGUGAACGUUACGAGAACUAUUGGACACAGCUCAUUCUGGCACUGUCCAUUGCGAUGAUGGGCGAUAUUUUGUAUGCAGCCUUCCCUCAGCAGUUCCUCAUCAUCGUUGCACGCUUUAUAGUUGGCAUUGGCUCUGGCAGUAGUGUGAUUCUUCAGAGCAUGCUGGUGCCCAAGGGCAGUGAUCACACGACACAAGUCAACCGAUUGACAUGGAUGUCUUUAACAACGUCAUUAGCGUACGUGGCAGGACCUGCUCUAGUGGCAGCCGUCUCCCUUCUCAACAUCAACGACACUGUCAAUCUAUAUCAUGACAGUGGUACAGUGGCCUUCUUUGGAUGGUUAGCAUCAUUCUUUACAUUUAUAGCUCUUGUCUUGGCAUCGGUUGGCAAGGUCAUUGACAAGUCACAACACAAAUCCAUUGACAACGAUAUCUUUGGUUCGAUCAAUGAUAUUCAACCAAUUGGCACUGGAUAUCGAUCACAACAGUCUUGUAUAUUCCCACCAAAGGUCACACUGACGAUCAUGUGCUUCAUUCACUAUCUAAUAUUCAAUUGCGGAACAAUAUUGGAGACAGUACUCAUACCAGAUCUCAUCAAUGUCGGAGGCUAUAGCACAUAUAAUUGGAACUUGACCAAGGUGGCAAUGCUAUUUGUUGGACUAGGUGUGUCAUGUGGAGUGGCAGCCUACCUUAGCAAACGAAUCCAAAGCAACAAUCUACUGCUCUAUAUUUCAAUGAUACUAUUCACUCUAGGCUAUGCAUUCAUGUGUUCAUGGAAAUUCCAACAACAACAGACCACUGGCAGUCAGAGUCCAUCAGCACCAGAUAUUGUACGCUUCCUUCUUGGCGUUAUAAUGGUGGCCAUUGCCUAUCCAACAGCAAUAGCCAGCUCCAUCACUCUUUUCUUUGAGUUGAUAUCAACUGUAUAUAUUAAAAAGGCAUCCAACAUGUUCUUGUUUGCCAGCAACUUUGGAAGACUGUUGGGACCACUCUGGGCUGUACUGAUUUUCGAAAGGAUAGGAGACAACGCAGUCUAUGUCUAUGGUGUUUGUGCAGGCCUUGUAUCACUGAUACUGUUGCUCUCAAUUGGUAGAUCAUUCAAGUUCAUCUCGACCAAUUCAAACAUACAGCGUAAUGUCCCAAUAUUGAAUGUGGACGAUGAGGAUGAUGGAGUAUUUAGAUAG